Messenger RNA from Trypanosoma theileri, 342 nucleotides. Its product is annotated as glycoside hydrolase family protein. Lineage: Eukaryota; Euglenozoa; Kinetoplastea; Trypanosomatida; Trypanosomatidae. Gene Ontology annotation, biological process: carbohydrate metabolic process. Gene Ontology annotation, molecular function: hydrolase activity, hydrolyzing O-glycosyl compounds. The annotation marks the transcript as partial. The record is from RefSeq and is a predicted model, not a curated record. The transcript has a single exon.
UUGUUCUCUUUCUUUUUUCUUGAAUUAUUUUAUUUUUGUUUUAGAAAAGCAAAAUACCAAAUCCCCAUUUUUUGUACAACCAAUUUUUUUACGCCAAAUACAAUGGAAGACCCUGCCACUCUGCUCUCGAAGCUAACUGUGCAGGAGAAGGCCGACCUCUGCAGUGGUGCUGAUGGGUGGCAUACUCAUGCAGUGAACCGUCUCGGUGUACCACAGCUUUAUUUAACAGAUGGUCCGAACGGACUGCGAUUGUUUUUGGGGGAAGAGAAGGACACUGUGGAUAUUGCGUCUCUGUCGACAACAUGCUUCCCGACCGCUGUUUGUAUGGCGUCCACAUGGAAC